CAAAUGUUUAUUUUUGUUUCUCGAUUUUCAGCUUCUGUAAUAUUGAUAUUGCUGGUCUUAGUAUGGAGAAUGAAAAACCCGGUUUGAACAAAAAGCAAAAAUCUAUGAGUCGAAGAGAAUGGCGGAAACUGUUUAAGAAACUACGCCGUAAACGUAUUCGACAGCAGACUGCUCGCAAACGGGACCUUUUGUUGGAGCAUGCUGAAUCUUUGAAAAAGGCAAAUCCCAGUUAUGUUGAGUACCUACGAGAAAAAGAACAGCUAGAGUUUGAUUUAGAGCAACAGCUCGAGGAACGCAGACGCUAUGAAAACGCUCUUUGGGUGGACCGCGAAAGGGAGUUCCAGCUAGCAUUCAGAGAACGCCAAAAACAGAUUGCAAAUGAACAACGUGAAGAAAAUGAAAAACGCGAAAGAAUCCGCAAGGAAUUUGAAGAACAGAAUCGAAAGAUUAGGGCUGCCAAACUUGAGAAAGAGCAACUAAUGGAAGAACUACGGAAGAAGCAACAAGAAAAAGAAAGAAUGUGGGCUGAGUUUAUCGUUGGAAUCGAUGAUCAUGUUCCUACGCUCUGUGAAAUCACUCAUACGCGACCUGGUGGCAACCCAUGUUUAUUUUUUGGAAAGGUUGGUGCUUGUCGAUUCGGCAUUCGCUGUUCGUCGAAUCACCAGGUACCAGGGUUAAGUGAACUUAUAAUGAUGCCAAAUUUUUUCGCUCAUCCUGCUCUGGACGACCAGCAACAUCUAGAAUACGGCACAGAUGCUAGUUUGGAAUUCGACGAGAAUGAGUUACAACGAUUCUAUAAAGACUUUUUUCUUGAUAUCAUCGAAGAAUUUGAAUCAUUUGGUACCAUCAAAGGUAUAUUCGUAUGCAGAAAUUUUGAGCCGCAUCUAAGAGGAAAUGUUUUUAUACAGUUCAAUGAUAUGAGGAGUGCAGCCAAAGCUUACCAAAGAAUGAACGGCCGUUUCUAUGCAUCCAAACAGCUUCACGUGGAAUUUCGUUUACCAAUUACAUGGACCUCAGCUGUUUGUGGCCUGUUUGAACAAUCGAGAUGUCAGAAAGGUAAAAACUGCAAUUACCUACAUUUGAUGGUCAAUCCGAUUGAAAAGUAUAAAUACGAGCACUUGAAAGAACUGAAGUCCGUGCGCAACUCAGAAAGGUCUUACGCGAGAACACAAAUAUUGCAAGAACGGAGCUGGGAUGACAUUGAAAUACCUUCAUCGCGCAGUAGGAACUGGCGUUGGUCGGAAACUCCGGAGAUAGAUCUUGUCCGUAAAAGUCGGCCCUCAUCCAGGACCCAAAAUGUGCGAUAUGAUAAAUCAUCGCCCCAGAAAGAAAGAGAGCGACAGUCCCGAUGCAAUGACAAAAGAAAUAGAUCUAAUCGCAAACGUAGUCGAAGCAGAUCUAAUUCUAAAGAAAAACAUGAUCGAGGAAGUCGAAAAAACAGACACCGAAGUCGAAGCAGAAGCUCUGACCGCAGGAAACGAAGAAAUCGUUCCAGAAGUAGAGAUUCUAGGAGAAGCUCUAGUAGAAAACGCUGCUAAAAUCAAGGGCAAUUGAACUGUGAUUAUGAUAAUUCCAAUUAUCUAGUGAAAUUGGAUGAAUUGUUGUAAACAACUUCUCUCUCAGCGAUAAUUAAAUGAAAUAUUGCCUGGUCUAUCGAUCGAAUAAAACGGAAUAAGAAUAAAAUUAUUACCCCAAA
This is a messenger RNA of Malaya genurostris, 1696 nucleotides long. Its product is annotated as U2 small nuclear ribonucleoprotein auxiliary factor 35 kDa subunit-related protein 2. NCBI's taxonomy places the organism in Eukaryota, Metazoa, Arthropoda, Insecta, Diptera, Culicidae. The coding region runs from base 63 to 1538 and encodes 491 amino acids. The record is from RefSeq and is a predicted model, not a curated record. The transcript has 6 exons. Gene Ontology annotation, cellular component: spliceosomal complex; U2AF complex. Gene Ontology annotation, biological process: mRNA splicing, via spliceosome. Gene Ontology annotation, molecular function: pre-mRNA 3'-splice site binding; metal ion binding.